AUGGACUCGUCUCACUCUCAAUGGAUCCAACCCUUGGUUGCUGUCUCCGUCGGUUCCUUCAUCGCAUUCAGAGCUCACAGAAAAAAUUCCCUCAGCACUUCUGGUGCUUUCGCCGGUUUAUUCGUUAUGUCGCUUCACAUUCUUAUAGGAUUCAGGUUUGCGGCGAUGCUAUUUGCUUUCUUUUUCACUUCUUCUACCCUCACAAAGAAGGGACAAGAUAAGAAACGGUUAAUUGAUCCUGAAUUCAAAAUAGGUGGACAAAGAAACUGGAUACAAGUUCUGUCCAAUAGUGGUAUUGCCUCUAUUCUGGUUGUAGCUUUAUGGGUUUUAACAGAAGGGAAGGAUUAUUGCUUGGAUUCUAAAGACUCGCCUCUGAUUACUGCUCUUAUUGGUGGCGUUAUUGGCCAUUACUGCUGCUGCAAUGGAGACACCUGGUCUUCAGAGAUUGGAGUUCUCAGUGAUGACCGUCCUCGUCUUAUCACAACCUUUAAGCAUGUGAGGAAGGGUACAAAUGGUGGUGUGACAAAAACAGGACUUCUAGCAGCUGCAGGACUAGGUGGGAGUAUCAUAGACUCUCUAUUUGGUGCAACGUUACAGUUUAGUGGAUUCUGCUCAAUUCGCCAGAAGGUUGUUGGGAAGCCAGGACCAACUGUUAAAAAGAUUUCAGGUCUCAGCAUUCUUGACAACAAUGCAGUGAACUUUGUGUCUAUACUGUUGACCACGAUUUUAACUUCAAUAGCUUGUUUGUACAUAUUUUAG
This is a messenger RNA of Vicia faba (fava bean), 759 nucleotides long. NCBI's taxonomy places the organism in Eukaryota, Viridiplantae, Streptophyta, Magnoliopsida, Fabales, Fabaceae. The record is from the annotation of a GenBank genome assembly.